Molecule: messenger RNA, 1131 nt
Organism: Erigeron canadensis
Lineage: Eukaryota; Viridiplantae; Streptophyta; Magnoliopsida; Asterales; Asteraceae
Product: vesicle-associated protein 1-2-like
Exons: 8
Coding region: 114-824 (236 amino acids)
Biological process (GO): endoplasmic reticulum membrane organization
Cellular component (GO): plasma membrane; endoplasmic reticulum membrane
Source: RefSeq, a predicted model, not a curated record
CCAGAUCUCCCUCUCUCUCUCUCUCUCUCUCUCUCUCACACACAUAGCUUCUCAGACGUCAGUAACGGAAUAUACCGCCGGUUAUUUUUCCGGCGUCCGUUUCAAUUUGAAAAAUGAGUACCGGAGAGCUUCUUAGCGUUGAUCCCCAGGAGCUUAAUUUUCCGUUUGAAUUGAAGAAGCAGAUCUGUUGUUCCAUGCGAUUGACCAACAAAACCGAUAAUCAUGUGGCGUUUAAGGUGAAAACUACGAAUCCGAAAAAGUACUGUGUUCGGCCUAACACUGGAGUCGUGUUGCCUCAUUCUACCUGUGAUGUCAUAGUUACGAUGCAAGCUCAAAAGGAGGCUCCUCCUAACAUGCAAUGCAAGGACAAGUUUCUGCUUCAGAGUGCUGUUGCAAGUCCUGGAGCUUCCCCUAAAGAUAUUACUCCAGAGUUGUUUAACAAGGAAUCCGGAAAUCAGGUGGAGGAAUUCAAGUUAAAAGUUAAUUAUGUUGCUCCCAAGCGACCACCAUCACCUGUAAGAGAAGGAUCAGAGGAGGGCUCUUCUCCAAGGGCAUCAAUAUCAGACAAUGGGACUAUAAAUACAACUGAUUCUACUACCGUUCCAAGAGUAUAUAAUGAAUCUCAUGAGAAUUCAUCUGAGACAAGGGCGCUUAUUUCCAAGCUGACAGAUGAGAAGAAUUCUGCCAUUCAACAGUCUAAAAGGCUUCAGCAAGAACUGGAGUUAUUGAGGCGCCAAGGCAACAAAACGAGCGGCGGUAUCCCAUUCAUAUAUGUUCUUCUUAUUGGUAUUUUGAGUAUUCUGUUGGGAUAUUUUCUGAAGUAAACAUUCAUCUGAAGAUGAUUAAAAAGACAACGGUUGGACAAAGCCUGUGUUAGUUGUGAUAUGAAGAGACAUUGUCAAAGAGACAUGUUUUUUUUUUCUUUUUUUUUUUUUGUGUGCCUUUUGUAAUGUGUGUCCUGUGAUUGCUAUUUGUUAUGUUAAUCUAAAGUCCCAUGUCAGUUUUUUUUUUCUUUUAUUUUUAUUUGGUACAAAGUUGAACUGUCCAGUUAGGAACCAUCUUCUUGUACUAAUCAGUUUUAUAGUUUUCUUUCUUUUGCCUAGCUGUUAAGAAUGCACCAUUGCUUGUCAA